Molecule: messenger RNA, 1154 nt
Organism: Amoebophrya sp. A25
Lineage: Eukaryota; Dinophyceae; Syndiniales; Amoebophryaceae
Source: the annotation of a GenBank genome assembly
AUUGUCCUCCACAGCAUAAACUUAUUAGACAUUAACAUAAGAAAGUCGUAUAUUCUAUACUAGCUUUUCAUUCUCUUCUUCUUUCUGCUUAGAAAUAUUGAAGGACUUAUGGCUUUGCGUGUUCUACAUUUCAACUACAUCCGAGAAUUUACGGCGUAGUUGUGCUAUGCACGACUGAAUUUACGACGAUGACCUGUCCUUGUUGUAGCACUAUUCUAUCAUCUUACGACUUACGUUUUCUUCUACAAGACAUAGGAGGCUGUGACUGUAAGUGUUGUACUAUUACUUGUUUUUACGGGAUCGCUCAUGCGUGCAUGAACUACGUCUUGUCAUUUGUUGCAAGUUGGAAGUCUAAAAAUCCUUUGGCUUUGGCCAAAACGAUGAAGCUAACGAAAAUUGAGAGGAUGGUCGCUGACCGUCGUCCAUAUUGUAGAUGUACUGCACAUGAUUAAAUGAUCAAGCUCAAGCAAUAUUUUGAAAUGAUAUCUAUAAACUACAACUAGUAAUAGUAUUACGAUUGCGUGAUAAUCUUAGGAAUGAUAAAUCGGUCUGCAGCGCCUUAUUUGUUGUACAAAUGUGGUAGAACAACAAUACAGUACUUCUAUGCAAUAUCUCUGUAUGCUAUGAUCAUCUUCAAAGACGAAACUUAAUUCAUACUGGUCUUUCACUUACUCUUGCUCUUCUGCUAGAACAAGGCUUCAACUGAUAUUUUUCAUUCUAAGCCUCACAUUAUUAAGAGAAGCAAGUUUGACAGGAGCAUGUGAACAACAUAUCUACACAGCCUAGAAAUUAUUAGAACUACAGCAGUACGAUAGGGUCACGCUCACGCGCGACAAUAAUAAUAAUAAUAAUAACUAUGUGAGCAUCUACUUCUAGGCGGUUCUCGACGAACGAAGUGGCCGUGUUUUCGAUCGUCAUCGCCUCAACCACGCAAUCAUAAUAGAAAAUGGUCCUAGUGCUAGUGCUAGUACCAGGCUUUGGAAGUAGAACUAGAAGAUUAUGAAGGUGCUGUCACUAGAAGAUUAUGAAGAUGCUGUCACUAGAAGAUUAUGAAGAUGCUGUCACUGUGCAUUCUGAUUCAUUAUAAUAUAACCAAAUGAAUGAAAAACUACAACCAAAUGAAUUCUUGUAUUAUCAAUUUAUUCUAGUCAAAG